Molecule: messenger RNA, 3463 nt
Organism: Homarus americanus (American lobster)
Lineage: Eukaryota; Metazoa; Arthropoda; Malacostraca; Decapoda; Nephropidae
Gene: Su(z)12
Product: polycomb protein suz12-A-like
Exons: 10
Coding region: 195-1847 (550 amino acids)
Cellular component (GO): nucleus; ESC/E(Z) complex
Molecular function (GO): chromatin DNA binding
Source: RefSeq, a predicted model, not a curated record
AGAGGACCCAGAUCAUAAUUGUCUCUCCUCAGAGCAGGUUAAUCCAGGAUAGGCCUCAGAGAGCCUAAAAAUGUUUACCUAUAUGUGAAGGAGAUGAGUCUCAGUGUUCACCUUCUGAAGGACUGAGCAAAGGGACACAUGGAGUGGAAGGUGUCUCCGGGGAUGUCGCUCGAGUGGAGACCUUUAUCGUCAAGAUGUGUCAUAAGAAGCGCAAAGAGUCGUCAGCUCCCUUAAUGCAGGUAUCAGUAGGAACACAAGACGUGAACAUCAAUCCACCAGAAGGUGAAGGUGGAGGAGGUGGGGGGAGAAAUGCCAGCCUCAGUAUUCCCACCCACAACUUUACCUCAAGUAAUGGCCAUCAAGUCAAGUCUUACGUCUUAGUAUUUCGGGUGUCAUUAGUGCACGAUCAGGAAAAUGCUGGGGAACCUGUCAUCAAGCGGCGCCGUGUUGGCCGAAGUGGGUCGCAGGACUCUCAAGACUCCAAUAUACCAAUGAUCGGCAGUAAUGCAGUCAAUGGAGAUAGUCACGGUGGUGUAGGAUCAACGUACUCUGGCGAAUUAGUGAUGUUUGAUCGUCACGGACGUUGUUUACUUACUCCAGGACAGUAUGAGUUAAUGCUGGAGCUUCAAGCAGGAGAAUCAACACAGCUAUGUAAAUCAAGCCCAAAGAAGAAUGCAAGCUGGGAAAGUAUUGAUACCCUCAAGUUUGACGGUAUUUUUAAUAAUAUUCCUGUUCUUAAAUUUACAUUAAAUUGGAACAGUGAAAAUUCUAAUUCCCUCAUAGAAAGACCAAGAUUACGACCCCUCAAACCCCUAGAUGUUGUUUUGGCUAACAGUGCAUCUUCAAAGCCCAAGCCUCAAGGUGUAGCGAGUCCUGAGGCUCCUCAACUCGUUCUCUACCAGUUUGUGUACAAUAACAACAGCAGACAACAGACAGAAGCAAGAAGGGACUUUCACUGUCCGUGGUGCUCUCUCAACUGUAUGGCCCUCUACUCUCUUCUCAAGCACCUCAAGCUAUGUCAUGCGCGCUUCACCUUCACAUAUGUCCCACACCCCAAAGGAGCUCGAAUUGAUGUUGCUCUCAACGAGUGUUACGACGGCUCUUAUGCUGGAAAUCCACAGGACUUGGUGGCCAUGCCAGCCGGGUUUGCUUUUUCUCGCAGCGGUCCGACGCGGAGAACACCAACCACUUCAGUAUUAGUCUGCAGACCCAAACGACCAAAACCAUCAUUAUCAGAAUUCUUAGAACAGGAUGAUGAUUUUGAUUUACCACGCUCAUAUAUAUUAGGUCACAAUAGAUUGUAUCACCACACAAUGACUUGCCUCCCCAUACAACCCCAUGAGCUGGAUGAGGACAGUGAAGGAGAACAUGAUUCUGAAUGGGUUCGUCAGAAAACGCAAAUGAUGAUUGAUGAGUUCUCGGACGUAAAUGAAGGAGAGAAGGAACUAAUGAAAAUGUGGAAUUUACACGUGAUGAAAUAUAAUUUUGUGGGUGACAGCCAGAUCCCACUAGCAUGCUCAAUGUUCUUGGAAAGUCAUGGCACAGAGCUCUUACGUAAAAGUUUGUAUCGAAACUUUGUCUUGCAUAUGGUCUCCUUGCAUGACUUCGGUCUCGUCGGGACUGGCGUUGUCUACAAAUGUAUCCUUCAUUUACAAAAUAAAAUGCAAGAUCCUAAUGUUCAGAAUCAUCUAGCAGCAAGUUGGGAUGAUCAGCGUAGAUCAGCGAAGAAGCUCUUCUCUUCCUUCAACUACUCCACCUUGCCAGUAAAGCAGGAGUUAACGUCCUCCUUGGUAACCAGCAAUGGGUUCACCGAGGAGAGUAAAUGCUCUACCACCAAAAGCAAAUAAUGGAGGAGAUAGGAAGUGUAGUGUACAGUGACGUGGAAAUCUCUUCGACUCAGGGUCAUUCUGCUGCGUAAGGGCUGCACCCAAGUACAAAAGUGUGUAGAUGGCACCACUGAGGCACUGCAGGGGCCUACCACCACUGCCAGUACAACUUUGUGGCCCAGGAGUUGCUGCACAUUUUUAAUUAUAUAGGUUUACCAAUUUUGAUAUGUAUUGAUAAUUGGUAGAAGCAGUGCACAAGAUUGUGAGGCAACUGUAUGGAAGAGUUUUUAAUUUCAUGAGAGGUUUAGAACCAUAUUGUUGUAGGUGACUUCAAGUCUCACAGACUUGCAAGGAUGUACCAUUUGAUGACUUGUGAUUACCUUAGCUCUAGUAAGUUUCAGGAGUUAUCUGGUUGUCAGAAUGGUUUCCAAGAUCUGGUUUUAAGUGUUAAAAGGCUGUAUUGUGCUAUUUUCCAAUUUUUAUUUAUAGAAAUUCAAAAAGUAUAGGUGGCAUUAAAGGUCACCAAUGUAGGGAAUAAUAUAUAUGUGUGUGUUUAACAUUAGAUAUCAAAAUGUGUCUUUAGAGCAUGGUCACUUGCUAUCAGCCAUAAUGAAUUGUUGGGAAUAUUUUUUUUCCUCAAAAUAAAAAUUAAUAUUUUGAGUUCCCUGCUUUAGACUUACUUCAUAUUUUAUUUAUUAUUAUUAUUAUUUUUUUUUUAAGUACCAGUAAGUAUAGAAUCACAUAAAGAAGAGUACCCAGAUGAUUAGGCAGAAAAGGUUGGGUAGUUAACAUCCCCACAGUCGAUGGCUUAAUCACACCUGGACCAACACCCUGUGUGUCUUAAGGCCAUACAAGUAACCAAAAAUAUGGAUUUCACAUAUAUUUUGUUAAAGUAAUUUCCUAUCCAGUGUUUUUAACAUCUUUAGGGUAAAGUGUCCUUUGCAGUCAGAUAGAAUGCAUUUUUUGGUAUAAAUGGAAAUUCUUACAAUUUAUAUUAUUUAUAUCUCCAUGUAAAUGGUUUUUAAAUCUUUUGUUGUUAUUUAGAAGUCUAUUCUGGAGAUGCUUUCAACCCAGUCAAUAUGUUACAGAAUCUGUGUGUGCUCAAGUUGUGUGUUUGUGUAUACAGCAUGAGUAAGAGUACUAGUGAUGUAAAUGUGGAGUAUAUGAGGUGAUAGCAGUGCACUGUAUUUAUAUUGUGAGAGUAUCAGUGCAUCUUGUGAAUACGUCCCUGUUCUUCAGUAAGUGGUGGAUUACAUGUGAUAUAUCAAGGCUUGACCACCUUCAUCAAGGAAACCAAUCUUGAUGAUAGUCAGUUUGAUAUAUUCUUUGUUAUGAUCAUUUCCUCACUCAAAUGUGUGUGAAUAGCAAAUUCCUGUAUCUUAACCAGUCAGUGUGGAUAAUCAAGAUAAACUUAACCCAUUAUUUGAUAUUAACUUUAAUGUGGUUAAGAUUUUUAUGGAUAAUUUACUCUUUAAAUUCGUUCAUAGAAAUGUUUUAUGUUGGGAUUUGUUAGGUAAUUUGAAUCAUCAAGUGGUUCGAUAUUAACUAUUGAGUUAAAUUGUGUAAAAGUUUAUUUUGUGGAACAUGUCUUACCUUCCAGUACUGGUGACUAUUUACAAUAAAAAAAUUUUAUAUUC